GCAAGUCUCCGUGCAGACGAAGCGGUCUAACUUCCUUGUUUCCGGUCUCUCUGUCUUUCUAUAACAGGGCUUAUCUUAUGCCGCAGAAAAGGUGCAGUUUUGAGUUGCAACUGGACGACGUUGUUAGUGUCAGUUCCGGAGCUCAGAGUGCUAGAUCUGAUUCUUGCAUGACAUUUCGUCGCAGGCCAGGACCGAAGCGUCAGGCUAAUCCUCUAAGCUUGCUGAAGUAGAUAGGACAUCGGAGUGAUUAAUGUGGAUGAACUCUUAGUUGCAAUUGUCAGGUGGAUACGCUCAGUAAACUCAGUUUUCAGUGUGGCAAGAUGGCACAGGUAGAGAGAGGUCUCCUUCCACAGGUGUUAGCAUUACUGUUGUUGUGCAGCGGACUACUGCUGCCUGGAGUGAUAGGCCAGGGGUACUGGGAGAUAGUGAAGGAAAAUGCAGGAAUCGCAACCAUGCAUGCUGCGGUGACACACUACGGGAAUGUCAUUCUUCUCGACCGCACUAAUAUCGGUGAUUCGCAGCUCCCGUUGGACAAUGGGCGGUGUAGGCAAAAUGAAGUUGAUCGGGCCAACAAAUAUGACUGCACGGCGCAUUCAGCAAUCUUCUCCCCUGGAUCUAAUGAAAUCAGGCCACUUUUUAUCUUCACCGACACAUGGUGCUCAUCAGGGCAGUUCGACGGGUCCGGAAAGAUGGUUCAAACGGGUGGAGACGCUGAAGGAGUGGCUAAGAUUCGCAACUUCCAACCCUGCGGCGACGGGGGGGGUUGCGAUUGGGUAGAGACGGACUCAAGUCUCCAGAUUGGAAGAUGGUACGCAUCCAACCAGCAGCUCCCCGAUGGCACGCAAGCAGUAGUUGGCGGGCGAAACGCAUUCACUAUUGAAUACGUCCCUGCAAAUGGCCGCGGCCAAACCACGUUGGCCCUUCUCCAGGAGACUAACAGUCCCCAGAACGACAACCUUUACCCAUUCGUGCACCUCCUCCCCAACAAUAACCUAUUUAUUUUCGCAAACAAGGACAGUAUUCUCUACGACUGGCAGAAGAAUGUCGAGGUGAAGAGACUUCCUCAGCUUCCAGGCGAGCCUCGGAACUACCCCUCCGCUGGAAGCUCCGUCAUGCUCCCCCUGAAAUCAGGCGACGGGUUUAAGUAUAGCGAGAUUCUCGUCUGCGGAGGAGCCCGCGAGGGAGCCUUCAGUAAUCCUGGUGCGCAGUAUCCUAGUAGCAACACCUGUGGCCGCAUUAACCCCUUGGCUGCGAAUCCGGGGUGGGCCAUAGAAACCAUGCCUCACAGACGUAACAUGGGCGAUAUGAUUUUUACACCGCUGGGCGAUGUCAUCAUCAUCAACGGUGCAGCGAAGGGAUCUCAAGGUUGGGGAUACGCCAGCGAUCCUGUCCUAACUCCAGACCUCUACUCUCCAGACAAAGCCGCUGGAGAUCGGUUCCAGACGCUGGCUGGCUCCUCGAUUCCCCGAAUGUACCACUCCACUGCAAACCUUCUGCCUGAUGGUCGGAUUCUGUGCGCGGGAAGUAAUACCCAUCAGUUCUACACGUUCACGGGGGAAUUCCCCACCGAGCUCAGAAUCGAUGCUUUCAGUCCUCCUUACCUGGGUGGCACUCGUCCCGGCCUGCAGGUUCCCGGUGCUAUGAAGUACGGGGAUGCGUUCACUGGUACAGUCACCUACAAUGGUGACAUCUCUGCCGGUGUGCAGCUCAACAUGGUCAGCUCGCCGUUAGUCACACACUCAUACGCUCAGGGCCAAAGGUUGCUGAAGCUUGCAGCUGAGGCUCCAGUCGGUUCUGGCGCUGGCAAGUAUACAGUAGCCUCAGCUGCACCACCAGAUUCAACAAUUGCGCCUGCAGGAUACUACAAGGUGUUCGCCAUUGUAAAUGGCGUUCCUAGUUGGGCGAAUUGGGUGCAGAUGAGCUAAACGGACCGACUGUAAAAUUGCUCAUUUCCAUUUCUUCUUCUUUUCACAUCCACUGUCUCUUCGGCCACAGAUGCACUUCAAGAUUUAUCCCCCAGUGACGAGGAUUAAAAUUCUCGCCUUCGCUGCAUAAUCCGCCCGAGUAGUUAUAUAUAUAUUUUUUCUGUUCGUUUAUCGAUGUAGACGUCGCCAGUUCGAUUGCGCAGCAAGUGAGAGACUGAAUUGUUGCUGUAGAAUUUUUAGACCACCAUGCGUAAUGCGUGGUUAGGAAUUCAGGCUUGAGCAGAUACCACAGGCAAAGUUUUUCUAGAAGUUUAGUCGUGGACAAUAAUAUCAUUGCAGCCAUGCCCGUCAUGCCGUAUACGUAGAUGAAGCUGCCGAAUCACAGCCUUGUUGUGAACUCCGAGGAUGCUUUCAGAUUGUCUGGACCCUGCGCGAUCCCCCCGCCCCCACCCCAGCUGCAGUCGCCGCACCACAGUGUAGUCUCCCGCAUCGCAUGUGCGCAGAAACUACUGUGCACCGGGGAUCUUCUCCAGAACGGCAGUCCUGAAUCCACAAAGCUGAGCGCUACGUCAGAGCGAAGCAUGCAAUCUCAUCUAAUUAUUCCCGAAAUGCUGUUGUAGAAUUGUUAAUGAUGUUAUGUUGGAACACAAGCAAAAUUAAGAAGAAGUCGAGGCACUGGGCAAAACUCCAGCUCGUUCAACUUAAAAUGAA
This is a messenger RNA of Physcomitrium patens, 2636 nucleotides long. Its product is annotated as aldehyde oxidase GLOX. NCBI's taxonomy places the organism in Eukaryota, Viridiplantae, Streptophyta, Bryopsida, Funariales, Funariaceae. The record is from RefSeq and is a predicted model, not a curated record.